ACAAAUAUUAACAAAAGAGAAAGUUAAAAUAAAAGAUUAUUUAAGGAUGAGAUAAUAUUUUGGGCCUUUCUCAUCUUGUUCCUCAUUCAAUCUCUUCUUCUAACUCCGUAAAAGAAAUCGCCGCCGGUUCAUUGUUUCCUGCUACGGGGGAGAAUGCAGAACGUUUUGUCUAAACGAAGUUGUCAGAGAAACGAUGAAGGAGUGGACAGGAUCAGUAAGUUGCCCGAAGCUAGGGUUUUCCAAAUACUGUCUUUGCUUCCACAAAGAGAUGUUGUAACCACCAGCGUUUUGUCUAAGCGAUGGAAUGCUAUAUGGAAGAUGGUGCCUAAACUCGAGUUUGAUUAUCAGCACUAUGGAGACGGAGAGACGUUUUCAGACAACGUUUGUAGGGUUUUGAUUUCCAAUAAAGCUCCUGAUCUAGAGAGUUUGUGUCUCCGUUUUAGUAUAGAGAAUUGUGCUCGUGGAGAUAUAGAAUCGUGGAUUUCAAUUGCAUACUUGCACCGUGUGCGUGAGUUGGAACUAGAUGUUGCGGGACCUUCCAGUCUCAAACUCCCUCUUACCUUGUUAUUUAGCCGCUAUCUAGAUACCUUGAAACUCAAGAAUUUUAUUCUUGUUGAUAGUGGUCGGGAACAUCGCCGUCUCAAGUACUAUGUGAGAACACUGCAUCUUUGCUACGUGAACUGCAAAAACGAUGAUUCGGUUGCUGACUUUUUAUGUGGAUGCCAUGUUCUUGAGAAUUUGGUUGUGAGUCGACGUAGAUGGGAUUAUGUUAAAUCUUUCACUAUUGAUGUCCCAACUCUGCAGAGACUUGAAAUUUGUGAUUGGAAUUGGAAUGGUCAAGAUAAAGAGCAAGAUCAAGAGUUUGGGUACUACGAGAUUAAUGCUCCUUGUUUGAAAUACUUGAAGAUCAAAGGGACUCGUGACAUCCUGUUUCGUCUAGUUGCUAGUGAUGAAGAAGAUCAUCUUCUCGGGAGGAUCAGAAACGUUUCCUUGUCUUCCAGGUCAUCUCUAAUAAGUGAGAUUGCAUUUCCCAAGUACACCAUCUUCCACCAGUUGGAAUAUUUGGAGCUAUGCACAUCUCAAGCAAUGUGGUGUAAUCUACUUACUCUUGUGAUCAACACGUGUCCUAGAUUACAAGUCCUCAAACUUAUAGGUUGCGGAUGGGAUUCUAGAAAAGUUUGUGUUGCGGGGAGAUGGAUUCAACCGAAGAAUGUUCCGGAAUGUUUGGAGACUUUCGUGUGGAACUGCUGCAGCAAAGAGCAACAAGAAAAAGAGAAAGGAGUGGCGAAAUACAUUGUACGAAAUGCGAAUCGACUGAAGGAAGCAAGAAUCAUCAUGAAAGAGUUUAACUCGCGGGAAAGACUUAAGAUGCUUGAAGAGUUUAAAAGUGUGGUCAAGGCUUCAAAUUCAUCAUGCAACAUUCUUGUGGUUGAAUGAAACUUCCUUUUUUAUUUUUAUUUCAUAGCAACAUCGCAAACUUAACUGCGAUUUUCACUAAAAAUAACUCUGUUUCAUGUCCACUCUCUAUAACAAAGAAAGGUGAUACUAUCUUAUUAAUAGACUCUAGUC
Messenger RNA from Raphanus sativus (radish), 1569 nucleotides. Its product is annotated as putative F-box/FBD/LRR-repeat protein At4g13965. The transcript has a single exon. The coding region runs from base 154 to 1437 and encodes 427 amino acids. Gene Ontology annotation, molecular function: protein binding. The record is from RefSeq and is a predicted model, not a curated record. Lineage: Eukaryota; Viridiplantae; Streptophyta; Magnoliopsida; Brassicales; Brassicaceae.